AUGCGAUGGCUGGAAGAGGCACCAGAUGCCGAGAGUCUGGUAACAGAACACGUUGGUCUGAUGGGAGUAUUCUUCAACGGAGCAUUUGUGGCGGCGUUCCUCGGCUUCUUCUUUGCCCAGGCCGCCAAGAUGUUCACGCACUACUACUCUGAGCGGAAGUGGGAGCUGGAACGGCUCUGGGGCUCAGGCGGCAUGCCCUCCUCGCACACCUCCUGUGUCAUGGGCCUUACGUCGGCCGUGGGCGUCCUACAAGGCACAUCCAGCUCGUACUUUGCGAUGUGCGUCGUCUUCUCCCUCGUGGUCAUGUACGAUGCGACGGGGGUGCGACUGCACGCCGGCAAGCAGGCCAGCGUGCUCAACAUGAUCAUCAUGGAGCUGCCGCCCGACCACCCCGUGGCCAGCAACGUGGAGCAGCUGAAGGACCAGCUGGGCCACACGCCGCUGCAGGUUGCGGUGGGCGCGGUGGUCGGCGUGGUCACCGGCUACAUCACGGGCAUCCUCUACCGAUGA
This is a messenger RNA of Auxenochlorella protothecoides, 510 nucleotides long. RefSeq names its product putative membrane protein YuiD. Lineage: Eukaryota; Viridiplantae; Chlorophyta; Trebouxiophyceae; Chlorellales; Chlorellaceae. The transcript is spliced from 4 exons. The coding region runs from base 1 to 510 and encodes 169 amino acids. The record is from RefSeq and is a predicted model, not a curated record.